AGCGGUGGUGGGCAGAGGAGGGCAGCCGUGCAGCGGGUCACGCAGACUGAGAGGAGCCGGACACACACUUCAGCGGACACACACCCCCACACUGACAGAGAGGUCACAUGACCAUCUGCGCCGUCACAAGUAAAGAGGGAUCUGUUUACACUUGUCAUACAGAGGCAGAAAGAAUAUUUGAGUCCCGCAGCAGAGCUCAGCCCACAGAUAAUCUCUCAGUAUACAGACAGCCAUGGCAGAUAAAAUCAAAAAUGCGAAGAUCGUCUUUGUCGUGGGUGGUCCCGGCUCUGGAAAGGGCACUCAGUGUGAGAAGAUCGUGGCCAAGUAUGGCUACACUCACCUGUCCUCAGGUGACCUGCUGCGCGCGGAGGUGGCGUCCGGUUCAGACAGAGGCAAACAGCUGCAGGCCAUCAUGCAGAAGGGGGAACUCGUGCCUCUGGACACCGUUCUGGACAUGAUCAAAGACGCCAUGAUCGCCAAGGCUGACGUCUCUAAAGGUUACCUGAUUGAUGGAUACCCUCGAGAGGUCAAACAGGGGGAGGAGUUUGAGAAGAAGAUCGGCGCUCCGGCUCUGUUGCUGUACAUCGAUGCUAAAGGCGAGACCAUGGUGAAGAGACUGAUGAAGCGUGGAGAAACUAGCGGCCGCGCAGACGACAACGAGGAGACCAUCAAGAAGCGUCUGGAUCUGUAUUAUAAAGCCACAGAGCCCGUCAUCGCCUUCUACGAGCAGCGCGGCAUCGUCAGGAAGGUAAACUCGGAGCUGCCCGUGGACGAGGUGUUCGCUAUUGUAGAAAAAGCUAUCGAUGAGCUGAAGUAAAAAACACUUGACCACCA
This is a messenger RNA of Danio aesculapii, 834 nucleotides long. It is a transcript of the gene ak1, whose product is annotated as adenylate kinase 1. The transcript is spliced from 8 exons. NCBI's taxonomy places the organism in Eukaryota, Metazoa, Chordata, Actinopteri, Cypriniformes, Danionidae. Gene Ontology annotation, biological process: nucleoside triphosphate biosynthetic process; ATP metabolic process. Gene Ontology annotation, cellular component: cytoplasm; cytosol. The record is from RefSeq and is a predicted model, not a curated record. Gene Ontology annotation, molecular function: ATP binding; nucleoside diphosphate kinase activity; AMP kinase activity. Bases 233 to 817 code for a protein of 194 amino acids.